UCCAUUUUAUCCCCACACAAAAACUCAGCAGAAGACUGAGAGAGAUGAGGAUGAGAUUGAGCUAAAAAUUCCCAAAUUCGAAUAUGAUAGUAACACUAAACCCUAGGAUUCUCUAUUUCUCGAAGUUUCAUCCACAAUCUCCUCUUUCUCGUCCUUCUACAUACUUGUGCAGAACACGAAACGUCUCUCUGAUUACCAAUUGCAAGCUUCAGAAUCCUCGAGAUGGGAAAACGAUUUCGAAUAAGAGCAGCGGUGGCGGAAGUAUCACGAAGACCAUUUCGCUCUCCGAUUCAGCGCCGCCGGUUGCGGAAGAGACCGGCGGGGAGAUUUCCGGCGAUGGGGUUGUUAAGGGAGGCGGUAAUGGUGGAGGAGGAGGAGACGGUGGUUUAGGGUUUUUGAAGAGGUUACCGAGAAAGGUUUUGUCCGUUUUGUCUAAUUUGCCUCUAGCUAUCACAGAAAUGUUCACCAUUGCUGCUCUCAUGGCUCUCGGCACUGUGAUUGAACAAGGUGAAACCCCUGAUUUCUAUUUUCAAAAGUAUCCAGAGGACAAUCCUGUGCUAGGUUUCUUCACUUGGAGAUGGAUUUUUACACUUGGGUUGGAUCACAUGUACUCUGCUCCUAUAUUUCUUGGGAUGUUGGUUCUCUUAGCAGCUUCACUUAUGGCAUGCACUUAUACUACUCAGAUACCUCUCGUUAAGGUUGCAAGGAGAUGGAGUUUUAUGAAGUCAGAUGAGGCAAUUAAAAAGCAAGACUUUGCAGAUACUCUUCAAAGAGCAUCUAUUCAAGACUUGGGAGUUAUUUUGAUGGGUGAUGGAUAUGAGGUAUUUAUGAAGGGUCCUUCGUUAUACGCUUUUAAGGGUUUGGCUGGUCGGUUUGCGCCUAUUGGAGUGCAUAUAGCAAUGCUUCUGAUUAUGUUGGGUGGAACACUUAGUGCAACCGGGAGCUUUAGAGGCUCGGUCACAGUUCCUCAAGGGCUAAAUUUUGUCAUGGGAGAUGUCUUAGGUCCAGUUGGGUUUCUCUCAGUUCCAACAGAUGCUUUCAAUACGGAAGUUCAUGUUAACCGAUUUACCAUGGACUAUUAUGAUAGUGGAGAGGUCUCACAGUUUCACUCUGAUCUUUCACUACGUGACCUUAAUGGGAAAGAGGUUCUGAGAAAGACAAUCAGCGUUAAUGAUCCCCUGAGAUACGGUGGGGUCACUAUAUACCAGACAGAUUGGAGUUUCUCGGCUUUGCAGGUGACAAAGGAUGGUGAAGGACCAUUCAACUUGGCUAUGGCACCUAUUAAGAUCAAUGGAGACAAGAAGUUAUAUGGGACUUUCUUACCAGUUGGUGAUACUAAUGCUCCCAAUGUCAAAGGAAUAUCGAUGCUUGCUCGGGAUCUACAAUCCAUUGUUGUGUACGAUUUGGAAGGGAAAUUUGCGGGAAUAAGGAGACCGAACUCGAAGCUUCCCAUUGAAAUCGAUGGUAUGAAGAUCGUUAUUGAGGAUGCAAUUGGAAGCACUGGUCUUGAGUUAAAGACUGACCCUGGAGUACCAAUUGUAUACGCUGGUUUUGGUGCUCUAAUGCUCACAACCUGCAUCAGUUACUUAUCUCAUUCACAGAUAUGGGCAUUACAAAACGGAACAACAUUGGUGGUCGGGGGAAGAACCAACAGAGCCAAAAACGAAUUCCCUGAUGAUAUGAAUCGUUUGCUCGAUCAAGUUCCUGAGCUAAUCAAGAAGACUUCUGUUGCCUCCGAGCUUUCUUGAUUGGUUCUUCGAGUCUGAUACAUUUCAAGACAAAGCCAAUAAAGUUGUACAGAUCUGUGAAAAAAAAAAGGUAUAGGUUUCAAGAACGCACUUGGGAGCGCAUUCUACAUGUUGCUGAUCAUUUGGGAAGAGAGAGGAGCUAUAGAAAUUGAGACUUCGGAAUUGAUUUGCAUUGUAUAUUUUAUUUGAAGGGUCUGAGUUUCUACACCUUGAAGUUAGAAUAUAUAGGGUGAAUACUUUUUUUUGUGGGUAGGUUUUCUUGUUUGUCUAGUUAUAUGAUCUGUAUGUAUGAUCUAGCUACAAUUCCGCAUCUUUUUGUCGCACUAUAGUUUUUUUUAUAAAUUAUUGUCAAUAUUUUUGAA
Messenger RNA from Eutrema salsugineum, 2110 nucleotides. Its product is annotated as cytochrome c biogenesis protein CCS1, chloroplastic. The record is from RefSeq and is a predicted model, not a curated record. Lineage: Eukaryota; Viridiplantae; Streptophyta; Magnoliopsida; Brassicales; Brassicaceae. The coding region runs from base 84 to 1748 and encodes 554 amino acids. The transcript has 8 exons.